Molecule: messenger RNA, 3165 nt
Organism: Spirodela intermedia
Lineage: Eukaryota; Viridiplantae; Streptophyta; Magnoliopsida; Alismatales; Araceae
Source: the annotation of a GenBank genome assembly
AUGGGCGGUGCUAGCCGGGCGUACGCUGGCGGCGCACUGGGCCGCAAACUUCUUGGUGACCAGCCGUCAUUGCUCGGGUUCAGGUUCCCCGUGCUGGUGGGUGUCUGCACCGGGGGCCUCGUCGUCGGCGGCCUCCUCUUGAUCCUCUUCCUAGUUUGUUCUAGCUGCAGAUCCAAGAGGCCACAAUGGAGCCGUAUGCGAUUGAAGCACGCGUCUGGCGUAACACCGGCCGUCACCAAGGAGAUCGCCGUGCUGAAGACAGGAAACGGUGAGAUCGACGCCGCCAAGAGGUUCUCCGGGGAAGUCCUGGGAGAGAAGGAGAACGGUUUGAGCUUGGUUGGUGACCGGAGUUCGGAGAAGGGAAGCAAGGUGGCGUCGGGUGGAUCGCCUUCAGUCGCGUCCACGUCAUCGGCAGAGAUGAUGAGCAACAUAGGCUGGGGACGCUGGUACACGCUGGCGGAGCUGGAGGCGGCAACAGGAUGUUUCAGAAGAGAGAACGUUGUGGGGGAGGGGGGCUAUGGUAUUGUCUACAAGGGAAUCCUCCCGGAUUCCUCCGUGGUCGCUGUAAAGAAUCUACUCGACAACAGGUUUGUAAAAUCAUCAAAAACGAUGUGUGUUCUUUUUUUUUAUUUACGCAUUAUUGGAAGGCUAUGGGAGCUUCCCAUUUUCAGUUCAUGCUUUGUGUCUGAUUCUUGUGCGAUUUCGAUGUUUUAACUGUUAAUCUGGACAUGUUAGAACGGAGAAAGCGGACGUGAGAACUAAGAUUGAUGACUGCAGGGAGUUGAAUCGUUUUUCUUGCGUUCGGUUUGGAUAAAAUAGCCCAAUUAUGUAUCAUAAAUUUAAGUAUUCCUCGAUACAAAAUGCUACAUAAUAUAACUUAUCCCGCCGAAUAAAUAGGAAAACUAUAUGCGAGAUCAUUCGCCUGGCAUGACGUCAUAUUCAACUUGACACGUCCGGCUUGUUUUUUUUCCUUUUCUAAGAAUGAUAUCCUGUCAACCGAACAGAUCUACCAUCGAGAUUAGUUCUUAUUUAUUUCACAGUUUUUUUUAGAGUAUAUCAAUUCUCAGGGAUCUUCUCAGCUCAUACGUCUUGAAGUUCUUAUUCGUCAUUGCCAGAGAUUGCCGUCCUGGUAUUUUUUUUCUGUUUAGAACUCUUUCGGACGUUUUCUUCCUUCUUUGUCACCAUCUAGAUCGAAGGCUUUCCUUUUUUAGCGCUUGAAAGCGAUGUUGGAAGUCAUUCUUUCACGAUCUGAUGUGAUUUCCAUUUUAGGAGCAGUCAGAUCUAGAAUGGAGUUAUGUAGUCCUAUCAGUCAUUGUGCUGUAGAGGAUCCCCGUUUCGAAGAAAGCAGAAAUUUCUAUCAGUGUCUUCACUCGUACGCAUCACUUUCUAGAAUAUUAUUGGCACUAUGCAAUAUAAAAUUGAGCCUCGGUGCCAGCUCAUUAAAAUCAUUUUAUUUUUUUUCAGACACUAGCGAUUGCGUAUAGUUUCACUUUCUACGCCAUCCCGCUUCGUUUCUACCACAUAUGUAGGAUUUAUGAAAUAUGAAUUACCCAUUCUUGAACGAUCAUUCAUGCUGCAGGGGUCAAGCAGAAAAGGAAUUCAAGGUAGAGGUUGAAGCAAUCGGCAAGGUGAGGCAUAAGAAUCUGGUGGGGCUUGUGGGCUACUGUGCAGAAGGACGUCAAAGGUAGAACUCAUUUAUACUAGCUGUAUGGUGGAAAUGAUUUUAUUUUUUUUUGUAACUCAUUUUUAAACCUUUUUUCUUUCCACUCAGGAUGCUUGUGUACGAGUUCAUUGAUAAUGGUAAUCUGGAGCAAUGGCUGCAUGGAGAUGUGGGACCCGUCAGCCCUUUGACUUGGGAUGUUAGAAUGAAAAUUGCCAUUGGAACUGCCAAAGGGUAUGUUUCUUCCUCUUCGUCAAGUUAUCAAAAGGGCAAAUCUGACGUAGUCUGGAACAGACCAUCCUGGGUGUGCCUGGGAAUGCGGCCUUGAAUAGAGGGAGAAUGGUGAAUUGUGUGUAAAGUUCUCCCCCUCCUAGAUAACCAAAUAACACAGCAUAAGAGAAAGGGCGCAGCCAAAAAAGAGAACAGCCCGCCCUUGAUUGACCUUUAAAUCUGUCUCUUUGUCAACUGAUGAGUUCAAUCAAUUAUUGUAAACUUUGUUCUUUAGCCGUUGUUAUACCCUCUUAAGGUUUUAUGGGGGCCUCACAGCCCACAUUGACAGUUUUACAUAUGAACGUGAUGAAUAUCGUUGCAGAAUCGCAUACCUGCAUGAAGGUUUAGAGCCCAAGGUUGUGCAUCGAGAUGUCAAGUCUAGCAACAUACUCUUGGAUAACAAGUGGAAUCCGAAAGUUUCCGACUUUGGGCUGGCCAAGCUCUUGGGAUCAGGAUCAAGCUAUGUGACCACACGAGUGAUGGGGACAUUUGGGUAUGCUCUCACCGACCCGCUUUUCUUUAAUCUCUUCCUUCUCCGAAUAAAUCUGGACAGGAAGCACUGGGCAUGGUCUCUUGAUCGAUGGGUAAUUCUUCUCCAACUUUGGUGCAGGUAUGUUGCCCCCGAGUACGCUAGCACUGGUAUGCUCAAUGAGGGGAGUGAUGUGUACAGUUUUGGAGUUCUUCUCAUGGAAAUCAUUUCUGGGAGGAGCCCAGUUGACUACAGUAGGCCUCCUGGAGAGGUAACCCAGUUCCUUCAUUCCAAUGAGUCUGUGUAAUGCUCUCUGCAGUGAUCAUCAAACCCUUCUGAUGGCUCUUCAGGUAAACCUCGUAGAAUGGUUCAAGGGUAUGGUGGGAAGCCGACGAGCAGAGGAAUUGGUGGACCCACUGAUGGAAGUGCAGCCCUCGCCAAGAGCACUGAAGAGGGUCAUCCUGGUAUGCCUCCGCUGCGUAGAUGCCGAUGCCCAGAAGCGCCCAAAGAUGGGCCAAAUUGUACACAUGCUCGAAGGAGACGAGUUCCCUUUUCGAACAGUAGGCCGAUAAAACCAUAUUAUUUGAUUUAAUAUUUCCUAGAUUCUGGAUGCCACCUUGGCUGAUAUUCUGUCCUACAGGAGCGCAGGUUCAUCCAGGGCACUGAUAACAAAAGUCCUCAAGCGGUGACCACGGGGACGAUCAGCAGGAGCCCUUUUGAGAAGGUUGCAGGCGGCACCGAGAAAGAUCGUUCGAUCUGGAGGUGA